Messenger RNA from Anarrhichthys ocellatus (wolf-eel), 2221 nucleotides. RefSeq names its product DnaJ (Hsp40) homolog, subfamily C, member 27 (gene dnajc27). The coding region runs from base 307 to 1128 and encodes 273 amino acids. The transcript has 7 exons. Lineage: Eukaryota; Metazoa; Chordata; Actinopteri; Perciformes; Anarhichadidae. Gene Ontology annotation, molecular function: GTP binding; GTPase activity. The record is from RefSeq and is a predicted model, not a curated record.
GUACGUUAGCUUCAUUGUGGCUAACUUGUCGCUGUUACUAAACAGCUGGUUAACAUAGCAGGCUAGCAGGCUAGCACCAGGCCGCUGUGAGUUACAAUGGAGCUGAAAACAUGAGCUUCAGGACUAAAGUACAACAACGCGGCGGGAUUAGUUCAAACCAGAAUUACUCAUUUUAAGAGCCGCGCUAACUGCUAGCCGGCUUGCUAACAGCUGUUAGCUACGCUCACAGCAACAACAACGACGCAGCUGUUGAUAUUUCUUCCUCGCGAGCAGCUCGCGGAAAACGUGAAUUUAAAAGAUAUUAAAAUGGAAACAAACGCGCCGAAGAGACGAGAUAACAAGAAGUCUCUGCGCGUGAAGGUGAUCAGCCUCGGGAACGCGGAAGUGGGAAAGAGCUGCAUCAUCAAACGUUACUGUGAGAAGAGGUUCGUUCCAAAGUAUUUGGCCACGAUCGGCAUCGACUACGGCGUCACCAAAGUUCAAGUUCGAGACAGAGAAAUCAAAGUGAACAUCUUCGACAUGGCCGGUCAUCCGUUCUUCUAUGAGGUGCGUAACGAGUUCUACAAAGACAGUCAGGGGGUCCUCCUGGUCUACGACGUCGGCCUCAGAGAGAGCUUCGACGCUCUGGACAGCUGGCUCGGGGAGAUGAAACAGGAAAUGGGUUCUCAGGCCAACAUGGAGAGCAUCGUGUUCAUCGUGUGCGCCAACAAGGUGGACCUGACGAAGCGGCGUGUGGUGGACGAGGGGGAGGGGCGUUUGUGGGCGGAGUCUAGAGGCUUCCAUUACUUCGAGACGUCGGCUCAGAGCGGAGAGGGCAUCAACGAGAUGUUUCAGGCGUUCUUCUCCUCCAUCACCGACAUGUGUGAGAACGGAGGGAAGCGUCCGGUGUCAGAGGUCAACGUGGGCUUCACCAAAGAGCAGGCCGACACCAUCCGACGCAUCCGCAGCAGCAAAGACUCAUGGGACAUGUUGGGGGUGAAGCCUGGAGCCACGCGGGAGGAGGUGAACAAGGCGUACAGGAAGUUGGCGGUUCUUCUUCAUCCUGAUAAAUGCGUCGCCCCCGGCAGCGAAGACGCCUUCAAGGCCGUUGUGAAUGCUCGCACGUCUCUGCUCAAGAACAUCAAAUAACAAAUAACAGCAAAUAACACGCCUCCAUCUGAUUGGACCGCUCGGACAUGAAGCGACCAAUCACACACUGCCGUCUGAGAACUGUUUCUGUCCAUGUGAGGAGGAAGACGAUGAGCACCACAAACUACAUUAAAGCAGCAUUUAAAUAUUCAAAUUCACUCAAACCGGCCAAAAUUGAAGAAAGAAAAAGUAAAACUAGAUUUUGAGAAGUUGUUUUUGUUUAAUUGAAUAAAGUUCAAAGAUUAAAAUCAGCACUUUGAGGUCUGAAGUCAAGAAACAACAGUAAUAAAUUUAGAUUUUCAAAAUAAAAGACCGAGUUUCCAGAUGUGUUUGACGACCUCAGUGGAGCGGCAGGUCAAAGGUCAGUGUGAAAUUAUGUCUUAUUCUCACGUUUUAAAGACGAGUAGCCAAAAUAGAAGUUUAAAGUGCGACGUAAACAAAAUGCAUGUUUGAUAUUAAUAAUGUUAAACGUUUAUAUUUUACACAAAUGUCCAGAUGAUGAUGAUGAAGAUACGUAUUUUCCCUUCAGUGACUCAUCUGUUCCCUAAAACUAAACUUCAAUGUCUUUUCUGAAGUUAUUGAAUAUUUUCUCAAAUAUUAAAUUAUAGUUUGUUCUUAAACUGUACUCAAAAUGUUCCCUCACAUUCAGAGUUUGUUCCCUUAAGUAGCAAGAUGUUUGCUGAAAUUAGUUCCCUAAAAUGUUUCAUUUCUUCUCCUCUUGUUCCCUGAAAAUCUUUUUUUUUUUUUUUUUUUAUUCUUGUCUUUAAUCUUUUUCUCCCUCAAAUGUUAAAUAAUGGAUUUAAGUUAUGAGUUAAAAUCGUUAUUAUUUACUCAAAGAGUUCAUUUUCUACUUUUCCGUUAAACAGCGUUUAUUUUCUACGAUUCUUUGAUCACGUUUACAGAAUGACGGGACGUCGUUUACGGCUUGUUACUGUUAAACUAAAAUCAGAAAACAUUUGAGCUGAAUAUGUUAUUAUAUUUUUACAUGUGUCAGAAACAUAAAGGCGUAGCUUCCACUUGUCACUUUAAUGUGUUUUUAUAACAUUUAAAUCAUUAACACGUUGUCAAAUGUAGUUUUUCCACUUAAAGACUG